Molecule: messenger RNA, 1379 nt
Organism: Momordica charantia (bitter melon)
Lineage: Eukaryota; Viridiplantae; Streptophyta; Magnoliopsida; Cucurbitales; Cucurbitaceae
Source: RefSeq, a predicted model, not a curated record
CCAUCCAUCCUGUUCCUUUCAACUUUCAAUUUACUUUUGUUGUUAUACAUUACGGAUAGCGUUUGCUUUUUCCUAGCGUGAUUCUCCACAAGCCACCGCCAUGGAGGAGGGUUCAGCAACUGAAUUCCAGGACUGGGAGGUUCUCCAUGAGGAUGACGACACUUUACCCCAAGUUUACUCCUCCAAUUUUCCCGAUUCCAGCUCGAGAUUUCUUCAGGUUAUUGAAGGCGAUUCAGGCUCUGCAAGCACAAUCUGGUUGGAUUACUUUUCUCUUCGUGAUCACGAAACGAGUGCAAACACUGCCCUGGAGUCUAGUACAAGCAAGGAGUGUUUGAAUGACACUGAUUUGGAAAAUCGGAAUUGUCGGGAGAAUACGAGUGAAUUAGGGUCCGAGUUGGGAGAUGGCCUUUUGAGCGAAGAUGAAUUAAACCAGCCUCAUGCGAACGUGCUUGCAGAUAUUAUGAAAAGCGUAACAGGUUUUGAAGAAAUUACAGCCGACGCCGAGAAUUUGGAGAGACGGGAGUCCGACGAUGCUAAAUUGAGUGGCUCUGCUUUCGUUGCUAAAGAUGAACCAGUUUCUGCGAAGGACAUGUAUAGCUCAAUGGAAUCCGAAGAUUCUGGUGAAGAUAGUGAGAUCCAGGAUGAGGUUUUGGACGACUCUUAUUCUAAUUCGAGUGGAAAUGAGUCAGUUGCCAUGAAAUCUGGAGACGGCGACAGUGUUGAGGAUAUUUCAAAGGAGGAUUUGGGUGGAGAAUGGAAUGAGAAAAUAGAUGCCGCAAAAGAAGUGAAAGUGGAGGCAGCAGACGCACAGAGAAGGAGGGUUGUGUGGUGGAAGGUUCCUUUUCAGGUGUUGAGGUACUGCUUUUUAAGGGCCAGCCCCGCCUGGUCUUUCUCUGUGGCUGCCGCUUUCAUGGGAAUCGUGUUCUUGGGACGUAGAUUCUACAUUAUGAAGAGGAAAACUAAGAGCCUUCAGUUGAAGAUUGCAGUGGAUGAUAAGAAGGUAUCACAGUUCGUAGAUCGAGCUGCACGCUUGAACGAAGCCUUCUCGGUAGUGAGACGGGUGCCUGUGGUGAGAGCUUCGCUGACAGGUGCUGGUGCAAACUCUUGGCCUGCCAUGAGUAUGAGAUGAAGCUUUUUGUAUUCAUGAAAUUGUUAGCUGUUUCUGGAGGUUGAGGUUUCCAUAUGUAUCAUAUAAUAAGAUAGGUAAUUGUGAAGUUGAAUGCUUUAUGUAAAUGAAUAUAUAAGCUUCUUUCCGUUUUACUGCACUUUGUUUUGUUUGUCAGGAAACUCAGGGAAAUGGCCGAUAAGCCUCUUGAAUUAUGUCAUUCAUAUACAAUUAUGUUUGAAUAUCUAGUUUCUUAUUAUAUAGUUAAUUAUAA